AUGAGGAGAAUAAGCGCGACCGUGGCAACAUUUCUAGGGUUGCUAGUGAUAAUUCUGGCCCUCGACAUUGAUCUAGCAGUAUACUCGACGGAUUUGACCUUGGUUCAAGGCCUAAAGGGCUGGGCAUGGGCUAUCAAGCUGAAGACCUCGGCCUCGCCAUCGUCGGACAUCCACGGAUCACCGGUCGCCUGCGACCGAUCUCAUCCCUCCUACGAUCUGUGCACCAUCGACGGCCCUGCUUUGGUCGACCCCGCGACCACGACGAUCUCUUCCCUGGACCGGGCCUCGCCGCCGCAAGCCCCGAUGAAGACCCGCCCUUACACGCGGAAGAGGGACCUGCGUGCGCUCUCGCGGGUGAAAGAGCUGACCAUAGCCUCCUCGCCCCCGCCCAACGCCACGUGCGGCGGCGUCACGCAGGCCGCCCCCGCCCUCGUGUUCAGCGCCGGCGGCUACACCGGCAAUUUCUUCCACGAGUUCGACGACGGCCUCGUCCCGCUCUUCAUCACCGUCGAGUCCAUAUUUCCUGACCACAACGUCACCCUCGCGGUCGUCGAUUGUGGUGACCGGUGGCUCCGCAAGUACGCCGACGUGCUCUCCCACCUCAGCCACCGCCCCAUCAUCAACCUUGACAGGCAGAAGGAGACUCUCUGCUUCCCGUCCAUCACCGUCGGGCUGAUCAAGCACGGCCCGAUGACUAUCAAUCCCAAGCUGCUUCCGCAUCCAAAGAGCCUAAGUGAUUUCGCCUCCUUCCUCCACGGCGUCUACUGCGGAGGCGGCCGCGCGGCGGCUCCUCCACCGAGUCCGGAAGCCCGAGGGAGGCCGCGGCUGGUGUUGGUGAGCCGGCCGAGGAGCGCCGGCCGUGCAUUCCUGAACCAGGCAGAGCUGGAGGCCCUCGCGGAGAGCAUCGGGUUCGAGGUGCGGCGGUUCGCGCCGACGCUAGACAUGCGGCUGGCGGAGUCGUACAGGUUGGUGCAGGGGAGCCACGCCAUGGUCGGGGUGCACGGGGCGGCGAUGACGCACGCGGUGUUCUUGCGGCCGGGGUCGGUGCUGCUGCAGGUGGUGCCGGUGGGGACGGAGUGGCUGUCGGAGGCCUACUUCGGGAGGCCGGCGGGGGAGCUGGGGCUGGAAUACGUGGAGUACAGGAUCGAGGCGAACGAGAGCAGCCUGGCGGAGAAGUACGGCGUGGACAGCGCGGUGCUGAAGAAUCCGAGGGCGGUGGUGGGAGGGGAGUGGGAGAAGAUGAGCUUGUAUCUGAAGACGCAGAACGUGAGGCUGGACAUGGGGAGGUUUAGGGCGUCCCUAGAGAGGUCUUACGUCAAGGCCAAGGCGUUCAUGGAGAUAGCACGUGAUUGA
Syzygium oleosum is the source of this 1353-nucleotide messenger RNA. RefSeq names its product xylan glycosyltransferase MUCI21-like. The record is from RefSeq and is a predicted model, not a curated record. The transcript has 2 exons. Lineage: Eukaryota; Viridiplantae; Streptophyta; Magnoliopsida; Myrtales; Myrtaceae. Gene Ontology annotation, molecular function: glycosyltransferase activity. Bases 1 to 1353 code for a protein of 450 amino acids.